CUGGCGACUAGUGCGACCCAGGCUAUGCUCCCCCAUACCCUGCACAGACAGCAGAUCCGGCGAUCACAAUUAAUCCCUGGGUGUUGUUGUCAUCAUCAACGACUGUACAUGUUGGUUGCUGCAUGCACAUCCUGGGCUCGCCUGUUUUCCGCUCCCUUUCCGCUGUAUUUUCUGUUUGUACUUUCUUGUUCCAAGCAUGAGUCGCUACCGCACAGUGGCUGAAGACAUGGAUAAUGACGACGGGUCGCUGGAUUUCUCCAGCGUUGACAUCGCCAGCCGGCAAGCCAGCACUGCAGCACUACAGUACAUAUCAUCCCCCUCGCCCUCGUCCCGGCCCGGCCCCGGCCCGCUCCAGUACCUGACAUUGACGCUAGCGCUAGGCGGGCUGCAGUUUGUGUGGUCGGUGGAGACUGGCUACGGCACCCCCUACCUGCUCUCCUUGGGACUGAAGAAGUCGCUUCUAUCGCUGGUGUGGCUGGCCGGGCCGCUCUCGGGGCUGGUCACGCAGCCGCUGGUGGGGGCGCUCAGCGACCGCUGCAUGUCGCGGUUCGGGCGGCGGCGGCCGUACAUAAUGGGGGCGACAUUGCUGGUGGUUCUGUGUCUGGUGGUGAUUGGGCGGCAUUGGUGGCAGGUGCUGGCGUUCUAUGUUCUGGACUUUGCCAUAAACUGCAUCCAGGCGUGUCUGCGCGCCCUAUUGGCACAGGCGUGGGCAUCGCGCAUGAUCGGCGUGGGCAACGUCGUCGGGUACUUGCUCGGGUUCGCCGACCUCCCGCGGCUCCUGGGGGUUCUGGGCGACACGCAGUUGAAGGUGCUCAGUAUGCUGGCGUGUUUGGCGCUGAUGGGCAGUGUGUGCAUCACGUGCUGGUUCACACCCGAGCAGCCGCUGCGCCAGGCGCCCAGCGCGCGCGGGCUCACGCACAUGUUCAGGCAGAUCUCCCGGGCCUUUGGGUCGUUGCCAAUGGUGGUGAGGCGUGUCUGUACGGUGCAGCUGUUUUCGUGGAUCGGCUGGUUCCCGUUCCUGUUCUACAGUACCACAUAUGUGGCGGCAUUGUCCGACCACAGCGACGAGGCAGAAGGCGCGCGCGCCGGCUCGUUCGCCAUGUUCACAUAUGCAAUGGCGUCGCUGGCGUUUUCGCUUGUUCUGCCGUGGCUGGGCCGUCUCUUCAAUGUGCGCUUGGCGGUGAUGUGGAUGGCUGGGCUGGCGGUGUUUGGCGUGGCAAUGCUGAUGACUGUGUUUGUCGAGAGUGUUCCCUCGGCGACCUUGCUGAUUGGCGUGUGCGGGUUCUCGUGGGCGGUCACGAUCUGGGUGCCGUUCUCGAUUAUCGGCGAGGCCAUCAGCAAGCAGAGCUCCGGGUAUGCACUGGUGGGCGAUGCGAUCCCAAUGCAUGAGCUGGGCGAGCACAGGCCGGCUAUGCCAGUCGAGGCGGGCACGGUGCUGGGCAUCCACAACAUGUACAUUGUGGUGCCGCAGUUCAUCACGGCGUUUGCCAGCAGCCUGAUCUUCGCCGUGUUCGAGCGGCUCGGCAGCGUCAAGCAUGCAAGCGAGAUCGCCUGGGUUCUGCGGCUCGGCGGCGUAUCGUCGCUGGUGGCCGUGUACUUUGCCUACAAGCUGGUAAACUGA
Molecule: messenger RNA, 1621 nt
Organism: Linderina pennispora
Lineage: Eukaryota; Fungi; Kickxellomycota; Kickxellomycetes; Kickxellales; Kickxellaceae
Product: MFS general substrate transporter
Exons: 3
Coding region: 197-1621 (474 amino acids)
Biological process (GO): transmembrane transport
Cellular component (GO): membrane
Molecular function (GO): sucrose:proton symporter activity
Source: RefSeq, a predicted model, not a curated record